AUGUCACACUCCGACAUCACGAUACAAACCUCCAACCUCAUGCUGGCCAACACUAACGGUAAUUCCGGGGGCGGUGGUGGAGGGGGCGGCGGAGGUGACACCCCUAUCAUGCCGUCGGGAUCUGCAGCAGACCUCACAAACAAAGUUCGUAUCGACACGAGCAAAAUGAAAGAGGAGGAGGAGUCCCCCAGCCCGACGGGUGGUGGGGAUGGCGCUGGCAUUGAUGCUGGUGGGGGACAACCGGGAUUGGCGCAAGAUUCCUUGAGCUUUAUGCAGCUGAAGAGGCUGGUCGUCGAGGCACCUAGAUUGAAGCUUUCUACAGGAGCUGCUGCGGCUGCUGCCCCCACCUGUUUGAAUGCUUGUCGUGCACUUGAGGAAAUUUCGGGAAGAAAUCUGACCCUUGCUCAGCAACCGGAAUACGCCUUUCGUUACUCCUCUACGGAUGCUGUUACUGCGGAAUUGAACGAGUGGUUCUCUUAUUCGCUCGCAAACGACCUUUCGCUCCUGCUGCUUUCUAAACAAACCUUUGAAGAAACUUAUCCUCUUCUCUCACUCCCACCGCACCAGAAGGUUGAAUCACUGGCCGGAAAGCGGCCCUCGAGAUGGACUGCUAGCAAAGAUGUCAAGCGGAGGCGUUUUAUAUCUCGAUGUGCGGACCUCCUCGAGCAUACCAACCAGAGGGAACGAGUAAAAGGUCUUGAGGGGUUGGCCUACGUUGUUCAGGGCGUAUUUGGGGAGACUGUUUCCGAAGACGACCAUCUGGACAGGAUAAAGAAAAACGUUGCGCUAGUAAGGCAGGCAGGGCUUGUAGAGACGUUGUUCAAUUGUGUCCGAGGCUCGGUAGGAAGAGAAUUAGAGUAUGCUGCUGCGGGUAGUAAUUCGAGAGAUGAGACGAAGGAAGGAGACAGGGGAUGGAAUAGGAAGGAACUCCGGUACGCUUUAACGAUAUUAUACUUUCUGGUGGAGGUCACUCGCCGCCAUGACGAGGAUGCAGAGGGCGCAAUGCCGGGAAUGGAUCAACAAAUUGAGUCGCUCCGCGACGAGAUUGCUGAUUUGCCGGGAGAGAGUGGUCUGUUGGGAUUCUUGGCGAAGACUUUAGGUCGUUUGCGAUGGGAGGACAGUGUCGAUUUACCACUUAUGAACAUACUCCUUCUCACAUGGAAAACCAUGCUACUUGUUUUUGGCGAGCCUGAUAGACAUCUCGCGAAAGUCAAGACAUAUGCACGCGGGCUGGCGGGUUUGGACCCGGAGGUGGGCAAGGGAGUAAUCACAGCAUCGCCAUUAGAUUACCAUGUGUUUAGGCAAGACAUUAUGGCUAAAUAUCCGGCAUACGAUCCUCCAAAACCUCUCUUUCCUUUUGAAUUAGCUGCAAACUCCUUUCUACCGUCUUCUGCCGUUAAUACUACGACUGGCCGAACGGGCGGGAAUGGUGAUGUGCUGUUGGGGGGAAAGGGUGGCGGUGAGAAUUUAGGAUCUAUCUUGAAUAAGGCUGUUCACAUUGCUACUCCUGCCCCGUCGCCUCCGCCGUCUCCCGGGGGUGUUGGUGGGAAAGGAGGGAAGAAACAGAAUUAUCAAACAAACAACAAUUUCCCCUUCUUAUAUCCUCCUUCCUCCUCUUCUGAUGUAGAUAAGAAGUUUGCCGGAAAGUGCUGGUGGAAGGAGGAUGAUGACACUUUUUCUAGAGUAGAAGGUGGUGGCGGGGUUCCGACGAGCAUCAAGGAGGCUGGAGAUUUAUUUUCUGGGAGAGUAAGAUCUACACUGGCGAUGAAGCACCUGUGGGAUGAGCGAGAAGCAUUUCUGAAAUUCCAAAGGGGGUGGGAUGUUGACGAAGAGAUCUUGAAGGAAAGGAAGGAGAUCGAGGGAAGGGACCGGCGGUGGGAGGAGAAACGGCUAGAGUCAGUAGAAGAGUUCUAUAGAGCUGCGUUGCCUCAGCUACAAUCGUUCGUGAUUGUGCUUUUGAAGGUUAUAUUGGCCAAUCUCAAUGCACCCCCCAUGCAACCGCCACUACCGCCGCCUCCACCAGGUAGCCAACAGGUUUCGUUCGCAGAUAAAGAAGAUAGCGAAGGCAGUGGUCAGAGAGGGUUGGACGAGGCAGAUGCCCAGAGGAUUAGGGAGAUCACUAGCAAGGCCGUCAGUGCCAUCUUGAUGGGAAUGUUGAAAUGGUUUCGGGUUUCUCACGUGCUCAAGUUCGAAUACCUGACCCAGCUCCUCUUGGAUUCUAACUACCUUCCCCUCGUGCUCAGGCUACUCAACCAGCAGGACAUUGUUCAAACCGUAACCACCAAGACAGACCGCAAGGACAUGUCCUUCUUCAACUUCUGCAAUCUCCACUCUUCCCACCCCAAGCCAAAAUCCAAGCCGCCAACCAACCCGAAUAACUCCUACCUGGACUCCUCGCAGGACGAGGCCUGCCCUCCGCCAAUCCUCAGAUUCCAGCGCGAGCAAAAGGAACCCGACCCCCCACCGCCGCCACCUUCUGGCGCCCCACCAUCCCACCCCCCGGAAGCCAUAACCGACUUCUCCUGGCGCAACUUCUUCACAGCAAUAAACUUCGUCCGAAUAAUGCAAAAAAUCGUCAAGAACAAGUCGCACCGCAACCUCUCCCUCGUCCAGUACAAGUCCUCCGCUAUCCUCCGCAAGCCGCUGAAGUGUCCACAGGAGGACCUGCGCCUUUACACGCUCAAGGUAUUCAAGGGGCAAGUGCCCUACUGCGGCCGCAAGUGGCGGCAGUCGAACAUGCGUGUUAUCACCUCGAUAUAUCUAUUCUGCAGGCCAGAGCUGAAGGACGACUGGCUCUCCGGCGGCGACGUGGAUAGUGAAGUUGAAGAGAGCUUACCGCAGGAACAGGCUCUCCGGAGUCUUACGCAUUUCUAUAAUGUUCGGAGGUAUCCGAAGAGUAUGGGCGCUGACAUGGAUAUGAUGGAGAUGGAGAGGGACUUCUUUAGGAGGGAGAUUGAUAAGAUGGAGGUUGGGGAGUGGGAUACUGCGGGGUUGGAGGGGUGGGGGGGAUAG
Tuber melanosporum (Perigord truffle) is the source of this 3012-nucleotide messenger RNA. RefSeq lists its product as uncharacterized. The transcript has 6 exons. The record is from RefSeq and is a predicted model, not a curated record. Lineage: Eukaryota; Fungi; Ascomycota; Pezizomycetes; Pezizales; Tuberaceae. Gene Ontology annotation, biological process: cytoskeleton organization. Bases 1 to 3012 code for a protein of 1003 amino acids. Gene Ontology annotation, cellular component: cytosol.